Molecule: messenger RNA, 3237 nt
Organism: Etheostoma spectabile (orangethroat darter)
Lineage: Eukaryota; Metazoa; Chordata; Actinopteri; Perciformes; Percidae
Gene: dnajc11b
Product: DnaJ (Hsp40) homolog, subfamily C, member 11b
Exons: 16
Coding region: 48-1733 (561 amino acids)
Biological process (GO): cristae formation
Source: RefSeq, a predicted model, not a curated record
CUUCCAGAUCACUGUAAGGGUGGGCGGGACGCGUACCAAAUGCAAACAUGGCGGCGUCCUUAGAUGAUGAUGAUUUUGAGUUUGAUAACCAGGAUUACUACUCUCUGCUCAACGUCAGGAAAGAGGCUACAUUGGAGGAGCUAAAGGCGUCAUAUCGGAGGCUGUGUAUGCUCUACCAUCCUGACAAACAUCGAGACCCAGAGCUGAAAAGCCAGGCUGAACAGCUUUUCAACCAGGUGCACCAGGCAUAUGAAGUGCUGAGUGAUGCUCACUCCAGAGCCAUCUAUGACAUCUUUGGGAAGAAAGGGUUGGAGGUGGAAGGCUGGGAGGUGGUAGAGAGAAAGAGAACUCCGGCAGAAAUCCGAGAGGAGUACGAAAGGCUGCAGAGAGAAAGAGAAGAGAGGAGACUGCAGCAAAGAACUAACCCCAAGGGCACCAUCAGCGUGGGCGUGGAUGCAACAGACCUGUUUGACCGCUAUGAUGAGGACUUUGAAGAGAUGCCAGGAGGAGGAUUUCCUCAUAUUGAAAUCAACAAGAUGCACAUUUCCCAGUCCAUAGAGGCUCCUUUGACAAACUCUGAUACGGCGGUGCUGUCUGGUUCCCUCUCUACACACAAUGGGAAUGGUGGGGGCAACAUUAACAUGACCAUACGAAGGGUUACAUCUGCCAAAGGCUGGGGAGAGGUGGAGAUGGGUGCAGGAGACAUACUCGGACCUCUGAUUGGGUUAAAGGUGUUUCGCAACCUCACCUCACGUUGUUUCUUGACAGCCCAGUGUGGUUUGCAGUUCUCACCUCGAGGUCCGCGGCCAAGCUGUUCUCUGAUGACAGCACGCCACCUGGACCAGAACACCAUGGGCUAUCUGCAAUGGCGGUGGGGGCCCAACAGCGCAAUGACCACCAGCCUGGUCCGAGACACAAAGAGCAGCCAUUUUACUCUGGCUCUGCAGCUGGGUGUGCCUCAGUCCUACCUCAUGAUGAGCUACCAGUACAAGUUCCAGGAUGAGGACCAGACCAAAGUGAAAGGCUCUGUGAAGACAGGCUGGUUUGGUACUGUGGUGGAAUAUGGAGCAGAGAGGAAGAUCAGUCGACACAGUGUCUUGUCAGCCACUGUCAGCAUUGGGGUCCCUCAGGGAGUUACACUCAAGAUCAAGUUGGCGCGUGCCAGUCAGACGUACCUGUUUCCUGUCCACCUAACAGAUCAGCUGCUGCCCAGUGCUGUCUUCUACGCCACUGUGGGACCCCUGCUGGUCUACAUGGCCAUCCACAGACUGAUAGUCAUCCCAUAUACACAAGCACAGAAAGAGCAAGAUCUGGAGCUGCAGAGGAAGAGCUCGGCCACAGACAUUGCCAAGAAGAAGCACGAGGCAGAGUCUGCUGUUCUGCUGAUGCAGGAGUCUGUAAAGAGAAUCAAAGAAGCGGAAGAAUCCAAGAUGGGUCUGAUCAUCCUGAAUGCCUGGUAUGGAAAGUUUGUGUCAGACACCAGCCAGAAACAGGAGAAAGCAAAGGUCAUCGAUGUUACUGUGCCUCUGCAGUGCCUGGUCAAGGACUCCAAACUCAUCCUCACCGAGGCCUCUAAGGCAGGGUUGCCGGGCUUCUACGACCCCUGUGUAGGAGAGGAGAAGAGUCUCAAAUUACUGUACCAGUUCAGAGGUGUCAUGCACCAGGUCAUCUCUGCAGACACUGAGUCGCUACGGAUACCCAAGCAAUCUCACAGAAUUGAGUCUGAUCCCUAGGAACCCACCACUGUUGUAGACACCAGAGGACAAAAACAAACAAAACAGACCUUUUGUAAACAGAAGAACCCAAGAAUGACGAGGACACAACAUUGAGUCUGUUUCUCUUCUCUGGUCCUCUUUAACAUGUUAUUAGUGAAUCUGUUUAUCAAGUUCCUCCUCCUCCUCCUGUGGCCCGUCUCCAAGGUUCAGCAGAAUACAGGAGUCAGAUCAGAGUUUCUACAAGAUGUUACCUUUUGUGUCUCUAGUCUGCUACACCUGACAGGGCUGCUCAAAUAUCCGCGUGCUGCAGGAGAUCAGACAUGGGCACUGAACUUAGUUUUAUAUAUGCACUACACAGAGGGUACUGAUGUUCACUGCGGACGUGGUAACCAUUUCUGUUAAUGAUGAGCUAAAAGCACAGCUCAUAUACUUGACAUUUGAUACGUCAGUUAUAUAAGCUGGGCUGUAAUUUGACCCCAUAUCAUUGUCGUCUUUGUCGUGUAUCUGUAUCACCCUGGUAGGUUUGAAUCUAAUAAUGUUAUAACAAACCAGUCAUUUCACUAACUCGUGCAAAUAGUUAGAGUAACACUAUGCAGGAUCAUGUCUCAGUGACCCUGAGGCUGGACUGAGGAUUGAUUGCGUAACUCAUGUUAUUGUUUACUUGUUGAAAUGUCCCAUCCUAAUUUAUUAUGCCUUUUAGUGACAUGUCUGCUGCUCAGGUGUAAACUGGUGCUCAAAAACUUGUAUCUGUAAGGGUUGGGAAAUUGGAUGAGGGAUUGUACAGAGAGGGAAAGUGCUAUGCCCUUUGAUGGUAGUUAUCAAACCAAGGAGGGAAAUGCUUGAAUUCUCUUGCAAUUUAAAGGCGGAAGUUUCACUUCACUUCAAUUUGAUUUGUUUACUGAUUGUUGCUGUGCAGUUGCAGCCAAAAACAGUAUUCAUUACAAUGCUUUUAAUAAGUUCAUAGUUUGUACUUCACUGGGGUACAUCCAGCCCUAAGCCCCUGAUAACAGUUACUACGGGAAUGGAUUUGUAAGAAACUAGCAAAAAUGGAGCUAUGAACGACGGUUUUCUGGUUGUGAUGCGACCUGUAGAGGGGUUAGGUCAUCACUUUACCUCACAAAGGCUGUGUUGCUGCCAAAACUGUCACUGUGACACACAAAAAAACGUGUGACUGGAGCUGACCUGAGCCACACUGAAACCAUUCUACGGAUUAUGGCACAUGUACAUGGCUGCAUUUAUUUGUUUGACUUUGUUCAGUUUGUACACCAGUCUUGUGCCAUAUAUUUCAAUUUUGACAUCCUCUGUCCCUCUUUUUUUAUUUCAGUAUUGUAUUAAUCUGCCAAUGUCAUGUCAAUUCUUAUAUAUGGUAUAUGAUGUUAAAACUAUGCGUGCCACUUGGCUGUCAUUGAGGUGAUAAUCCAUACAAUAACUCAUAAUAUGUCUGUUUUCUUAUCAGAGGGGUGAGGUUGACACGGGGAAAUCUAACAUGCUAUGAUGCACUUUUUGUUCAGAUACAGACGUG